This is a messenger RNA of Anneissia japonica, 5487 nucleotides long. RefSeq names its product CCR4-NOT transcription complex subunit 3-like. Gene Ontology annotation, biological process: nuclear-transcribed mRNA poly(A) tail shortening; regulation of stem cell population maintenance; regulation of DNA-templated transcription. The coding region runs from base 155 to 2308 and encodes 717 amino acids. NCBI's taxonomy places the organism in Eukaryota, Metazoa, Echinodermata, Crinoidea, Comatulida, Comatulidae. The record is from RefSeq and is a predicted model, not a curated record. Gene Ontology annotation, cellular component: CCR4-NOT core complex; nucleus; P-body. The transcript has 17 exons.
AUGGUCGUUGUGAUGCUCCACUAAUUUUUCUGUAAAUUCUAAUAUUUUUAUGUGGCAGAACAAAACGUUAAACGUUAAUUCAUUUAUUCACUUGUUUGUUUAACAAGUGCCGGGAACCAAGGAGGCCUUAUAUUCUAAUAUCGUACAUGGCAUAAUGGGUGAUAAGAGGAAGUUACAAGGUGAAAUUGAAAGGUGCUUAAAGAAGGUAUCAGAAGGAGUGGAAACAUUUGAAGAUAUUUGGCAGAAGGUUCAAAGUGCAACUAAUAGUAAUCAGAAGGACAAGUGUGAAGGGGAGCUAAAGAAAGAAAUCAAAAAGCUGCAGAGGUUACGUGAUCAAAUUAAAACAUGGGUGGCUUCGAACGACAUCAAAGACAAGAGGACACUUUUGGACAAUCGCAAGCUCAUAGAAACGCAAAUGGAAAGGUUCAAGGUGGUAGAAAGAGAAACAAAAACAAAAGCAUAUUCAAAAGAAGGUCUUGGGCUAGCGACACGCAUUGACCCUGUCCAGCGGGAACGGGAGGAGGUGUCCGGCUGGUUGUCCCAAUGCAUAGAUACGCUCAAGAUUCAAGUAGAUCGGUUUGAAAGCGAGAUGGAAUCCAUGACAUCCAAUUCAAAGAAAAGGAAAAUCCCAUCAGAUAAACAAGAUCGCCUGAAUGAAUUACAAAACUUAAUAGAAAGACACAAUGGUCAUGUCAAGAAGCUGGAGAUGAUCAUGAGAAUGCUGGACAACACAGACAUCGAAACAGAGAAGGUUAAACAAAUUAAAGAAGACUUGGAAUAUUACUUAGAUUCCUGCCAAGAUCCUGACUUUGCUGAGAAUGAAUAUCUUUAUGAUGAUUUUGAAUUUGAAGAACAUGAUUAUGGUCUGUCCACGUUGGCAACGUCACCAGAGGAUGGUGAGAUUUUAGCAAAUGCAGAGAUAAGCUCUUCACCAAUAGCAAGUUCACCAAUUGUCAAUCAUUCCAAGGAAAGGGAUGAAGAAAAGAAACGACAUAGGUCAACAGAAAGUGAGCCUUCACCGAGAAAAGCAGUAGCAAAAACGAACAACGCACCGUCACCAUCUAAUUCAAACAACAACGGUUCUAGAGUACGGACAUUGUCGUCAUCAUCUUCAUCGUCAUCUAGUCAGGCAACAUCCAUUGUUCCAAACACUUCCAAAAAUGCCAAUAGUAAAGCCAAUAACAAUUCCUCAGCUCAUACAAUAGCCCAACCACCCGUGGGACCAGCAUAUUCAGUUGCAGCUAGUUCGCAAAAUACGCAACAAGGGACGCAAGGGCCUAGCCGAGUAGGCCAACAAUCACAAUCGCAACCAUUGGUACAGCAACCGUUACAAAUAUCCACGAACUCGCCUGCUCCCUCAACCAACGUGAACACCAUACCUUCGCAGCAAGCUCGGCCUGAUAUCAAUGGGGGCCAAGGUUUUGUAUUAAGUGAACAACAUAUAGAGCAUGAAAUGUUCGACCUAGAUAAUGGAAACAGUAUGACAGUAACGGGGCUUUCAAACUCAAUCACGGUACCCCAGCCACAACCACCAAUACAGACACAAGUUCCACACAUUGAACCAACGAGAGUUAUUAACAAUAUGCCUACUAUGCCCACACCUCCAAGUGCUGUUCAGAUGAAUGGACCUAUCCCCCCUACUACAAUCUCAAAUAAGGAGGACAAUUCUAUGAAACUGAAAACAAUUGCUCAAAAGGCAGUUGUGAAUGCUGGCCUGGAUACCCAGAUUCAGCCACCAGAAAUCCCAACAGAAAAUAGAGUUACAGCAAUAUACGACAGUACUCCUAGGCAAGAAAUCAGUUCCCCACAGACACAGGAAACUAAAAUACCAGCUCUAUUGGGUGUCACUCCGCUGGGACCCCAGCCCCUUUCCAAAGACCACGCCUACCAACUGGCAAUGAUGGAAGCAGCUGCCCACCACCUUCCUCACCCUUCAGACUCUGAACGCCUAAGACACUACUUACCGAGAAAUCCAUGUCCAACGCCCACAUAUCACUGUCCAGCAAUGCCCCCUCAUAUGGAUUCAUUGGAUUUCUACGCAAGGCUCUCAACUGAAGCACUGUUUUUUAUUUUUUAUUAUCAGGAGGGAACCAAAGCACAGUAUUUAGCUGCAAAAGCAUUAAAGAAGCAAAGUUGGCGAUUUCAUACAAAGUACAUGAUGUGGUUCCAAAGGCAUGAAGAGCCAAAAACAAUAACUGAUGAAUACGAGCAGGGAACAUAUAUCUACUUUGACUAUGAGAAAUGGGGACAACGCAAGAAAGAAGGCUUCACAUUUGAGUAUAGAUACCUUGAAGACAGGGACUUGUGAGUUCAUCUGAGUGAACGUUUAAAUAGGCAGAACAAUCUUUUGUCUAAGGGGCGUUGGCAGAAAAGAGUAACGCAGAAAUUUUUCAAAAUUAUAUGCUGUUAAAUAUAGACAAAAGGCUAUGGUCACAGAUCAUGUCAAAUAUUUCAUUCUUUUUAUAAAUGGUAUCACAAAUGAUAUUGUAGAGGAUGUCAUUGAUGAUGUCACAUGUGAUGUCAUUGGUCAUGUGAUGAAGUCACAGGUGAUAUCAUACAUGGCGACACAUUGAUACCAUUAUUAUUUAUAAUGGGUAUUAUAUUAUAAUAAGCUAUGUAAACAAUUGUUGUACUGAGUUUAUGAACAGGUAUGAAGUCUGUUCCUGUUUCCUUAAUUUUUUCAAGAAAACAAAACAUUUAAAAAACUAUUAAAAAAAUAAUCAACACCCAGUAACUGAAUUCCAACUGAAAUUGAAAGGUUGGCGAGAUGCACUGUUGUUGACCUCACCCUUAUCAGUUAUUAGGUGAGAGGAGUAAAAAAGGUCAUCAAUAAUUUUUUUUUAUUAUUGUUUAUAAAAAGUAAAUAGUAAAUUAUUGUUGUAAUAAUUAUUUAUUUUAUUGUUAUUAUUUUUAUAACCGAAAGCAAGAAUAAUUGUUUAUGUAUUCACCAUGUUAAACCUUUCAUAAUAUUUAUCUUGCAAUUACUUUAAUUUGGAAGUUUUGUCCUCUUAAAGUAUUGUCUGCAUUUAGUCCUGAAAACUGUUCACGACAGGAAACAACAUAUUGUACACUACUUAAAAUUAGGAUGUAAUCACAAAAUGUUUUUAAUGUGUUUCAAGAUGCACUAUCUGCCAUGAGGAAAUUCAAUUCCAUAUUUGAUUAAUCUAACUUGUAUAUUUAUAUUUAAGUAACUUAACUCACAAAGAAACAUUUUAAUGAGAAAAAAAUUUUCCAACCAAUUUACGGACAGUUAAAUAAGGUAAUACCUUUACAUAUUCUUUUGCAUAGGCCUAUAAAUUCGCUGGUAAUCAAGGAUUUUUGUAUUAAAAUGUUUGUAAAUUUGCAAAAUUUAUUUUUACUCUUUUGGCGGACAGUACAUGAAUACUUCACAGUUUACAGUAAAAUAUUUUGUUAUCAAAACUCAGUCUUUAGUUCGAUCUAAAACUGAAUAUUAAUUUAUUCAUGACUGCAUAUGUAUUUCAUGCAAAGAAUACUGUUUGUUGAUUGGUUAAAAGCCAGUAACCCUCAAAUGAAUAGCAUUAGGUGAUUAGUUGGCCAAGCCAUAAAGGUUUGUCCACAUUACCAAAUUUUCUUCAGAAAAAAAAAACUGUUGUAUGCCCAUAUAUAGUCAUGAUGUGCCUAUAUAUGGUCAUGAUGUGGUGUCAUGAUCACAAAAAACUGUUGUAUGCCCAUAUAUAGUCAUGAUGUGCCUAUAUAUGGUCCUGAUGUGAUGUCGUCAUUACCAUAUUUAAGCAUAUCACAUGUUUUUGUCAAAUUAAAUUUGUUAGUCUAGACAUGGCAUAUUACCCAUAAAUAUUAGUUAAUUGGCUGACUGCUAAGCUGUACUGCACAUAAAGGCAUAACUGAUGGUUGAUUGGCUACUAACUAUAGACAGUCUUAAGAAUACUUGAUUCCUAUUGGCUAUAUUUUGUGUGGAAUUUUUUUUUGUUUAACUGUUAUAUCCCUUCUAUCUCAAUGGUUAUUCAAAGUAUCUUAAUUGUGAAUUAUUGUUUUCUGAGAUAAGUCUUAUUGUUCCUAGUGAUAUGUGAAUUUAUUCAAUAAUGUUGUUGUUCUAUUUACGGUUCUUCUUAGAAAAUAUAUGUAUGUACAAACAAAACAGGAUUUGUUUAAAUCAGAAACAACAAUAAUUAAUAUUAAAUGUACUGCCCCCAACAAAAUAGAAAAACCCUCAACAAUUAUCAUUGUGGAUUUGCUAAUUUAGAACAAAAAAAAAAACCACAACAGACACACAGGAUAUAUGCAAAGACUAUUGUAUAGGAGUAUAUUGAUUGGCAAAGAAAAUGUAUUCACUUUCAAUUUUGGGUUGAAAGCUAAUAAUUUAUUGAAUAUAAAAAUUACAUGAUUUAGUUUAUUUUAACAAUUUAUAGGUUUGUAUUAGGGUUUGGGUGGCAUUGUGCCUUUAAAACAAAGAUAUGCAUCUGUCCAGACUAUCAAAUUUUGUUUGACAAAAACAUGUGAUAUGCCUAAAUAUGGUCAUGAUGACAUCACACCAUGACCAUAUAUAGGCACAUCGUGACUAUAUAUGGGCAUACAAUAAUUUUUUGUGGAGACUAUCAAAAUUGUGUUUGACUUUGUGGCAUGCCUAUAUAUGGUCAUAAUGACAUCACAUUAUUACCUUAUAUAAACACAUGAUUAUAUACAGGCAUACAGCAGGGUUUUUUUUUUCAUAAGAAAAUAUAAUUUAUGUUGCCCUCACGGAGGGAGUACUAUAUACCGCCUGCUGGGUACGAGUUCAUGCAGCUCAGCUAUGAACCUCAAGCUUUCACACGAGGCUGAUACUCAAGCUUAAUUUUGCUUUUGUGCAUAAUGAACUCAAAACGUAUCUAUCUGAUAGAUUUAUUCAAAUUUAAAUUCAUCUCGAUUUGUGCUUCAAAGAAGUAUUUUUUUAUUGCCAUCACAACUCUCUCAUACCAUCUGUGGUUAAUUUUUGUGUAAUGUCUAUUCUAAUUUUUGAUAUACUCUAUUGCUUCAGUGUAAUGUCUAUAUGUUAAAUUGAAAUUUUAACCAAGAUUUUAUCGUCUCCGACUGGCCAACCUACCUAAUGAGAUACUCAUGAAUAAUCAUAACCAUGAAUAAUCAAGGAGUAGGUUCAUUUUCACAGUUAAAUAUAAUCUGCUUUAUUUUAAUUGUCUCUUAAAUACAUUCCUUUCUGAUUUCAGAUGUACUGUAUGUACAACUACAAAUAUAUAUAAUUCUCAUAACGAUAGUUUCGUUUAACAUUAUGUCGUUUAAUCAUAUCACUACGUGAUAAUAUGUGCAACGCACUUCGCGUUUUUGUCGCUGAUAAAAAUAUCAGUAAGAUUGUGAAUGUUAGAGGGCGCUAUACAAUUUUCAUCAGACCGAUUAUCUUGACUCGUUAUGUAGUUAAAUCGUGUAAGGGUUUUUAUAUUUAAAGGAUAUAUUGAGGAGAAUAACAGUGCAUUUGUCGACUAUACCUUUAUUUUCAGUAAAGAUGCUGGAAUGUAA